Calidris pugnax (ruff) is the source of this 1625-nucleotide messenger RNA. It is a transcript of the gene PHF10, whose product is annotated as PHD finger protein 10. Bases 5 to 1483 code for a protein of 492 amino acids. Gene Ontology annotation, cellular component: npBAF complex. The record is from RefSeq and is a predicted model, not a curated record. NCBI's taxonomy places the organism in Eukaryota, Metazoa, Chordata, Aves, Charadriiformes, Scolopacidae. The transcript is spliced from 12 exons.
GGUCAUGGCGGCCGUCCUGUCCCCGCGCCUCUGCGACAGCGACCCGGCUACGCCCGGCGCCCAGUCCUUGAAGGAUGACACAGAAGAAAAUUCCAAUGAUGGCAGCCAGCCAUCCAAAAGACGCCGUAUGGGCUCAGGGGACAGUUCUCGGAGCUGUGAAACUUCUAGUCAAGACCUUGGAUACAGCUAUUUUCCUGCUGAAAACUUGAUAGAAUACAAGUGGCCACCAGAUGAAACAGGAGAAUACUAUAUGCUUCAGGAGCAAGUCAGUGAAUAUUUGGGUGUGACCUCCUUUAAAAGAAAAUAUCCAGAUCUAGAAAGACGAGAUCUAUCUCACAAGGAGAAACUCUACCUCAGAGAACUAAAUGUUAUCACAGAAACUCAGUGCACGCUAGGUCUAACAGCUUUGCGUAGUGAUGAAGUAAUUGAUCUUAUGAUUAAAGAAUACCCUGCCAAACAUGCUGAGUAUUCUGUUAUACUGCAAGAGAAAGAACGUCAGCGAAUAACAGAUCAUUAUAAAGAGUACUCUCAAAUGCAGCAGCAGAACACACAGAAAGUAGAAGCCAGUAAAGUUCCCGAAUAUAUUAAAAAAGCUGCCAGGAAAGCUGCAGAAUUCAACAGCAAUUUAAACCGAGAGCGGAUGGAAGAAAGAAGAGCCUAUUUUGAUUUACAGACGCAUAUUAUCCAGGUGCCUCAAGGAAAAUACAAAAUCUUACCUACAGAGAGAACAAAGGUUAGUCCUUAUCCAGUGGCUCUCAUACCCGGCCAGUUCCAGGAGUACUACAAAAGAUACUCUCCAGAUGAACUGCGUUACUUGCCAUUAAACACGGCUCUUUACGAACCUCCUUUGGAUCCGGAGCUGCCUGCGUUAGACAGUGAUGGAGACUCAGAUGAUGCAGAGGAAGGGCGAGGUGAUGAAAAACGGAAAACCAAAGGCAAUUCGGACAAUUCGUCUGGCAAUGUAUCUGAAGGUGAUUGCGCCACAGACAACCAGGAGGAUUCUUUUCAGGGAAGACAAAAAACAAGAGACAAAAGUGCUACUCCAAGAAAAGAUGGUUCCAAACGUUCUGUAUUAUCCAAAUCAGUUCCUGGGUACAAGCCAAAGGCCAUUCCAAAUGCUAUAUGUGGAAUUUGUCUGAAGGGUAAGGAGUCCAACAAGAAAGGAAAAGCUGAAGCUCUUAUACAUUGCUCCCAGUGUGACAACAGCGGCCACCCUUCUUGCCUUGAUAUGACCCCGGAGCUUGUUGCUAUGAUUAAGACUUACCCUUGGCAAUGUAUGGAGUGUAAAACAUGCAUUAUAUGUGGGCAGCCUCACCACGAAGAAGAAAUGAUGUUCUGUGAUGUAUGUGACCGUGGUUAUCACACUUUUUGUGUGGGGCUUGACGCGAUCCCUUCAGGUCGCUGGAUUUGUGAUUGUUGUCAGAAAGACCCUCCCGUACCCCGAAGAGGAGGAAGAAGGGGGAAAAACAGCAAGGAGGGCUAAAAAAUCCCCAAAACUUGCUGUCCAAAACUUAACUGCACAAAUUAAAGUGAUACUUUGGUGCUAUUUAACCAACCACUCUAAGAGGAACAAUACCACUUUUUUUUUCUUUUUACCAAAUAAACUUUUAAUUUUGGCUAUAUAA